GCUGUCAACAUGGAAGUAAAAAUGUUGCAGACGGAUUGAAAUUCAUUUUGCUGUUUAACAAGUCAUUCACUUAUUGUCAAAUAGUCUCUACAAAAACAAAAGAACAUGAAGCUGUCGCCUAAAGCUAUAACUGGCGUUUUAUCGCAGCAAAACAAAGGAGCAUCGGACUGGGGUUGGCAAGGAUUGGUGGCUUAUGGAUGUAACAAGAACAUAGUUGUUGUUGAUCCAGUAACUGUACAGGUGCUGCAAGUACUUGACAAACACAAGUCAUCUGUUGUGAAGGUGCGCUGGUCCCGGGAAAACUAUGCCCAUGACCAGGGUAGCCCAUACAGCCUUCGUCUAGCCUCGGGCGACAGUUCCGGUAACAUUGUCAUCUGGGAUGUUGCCCAGGGAGAGCCCAAGUCAGAGUUUGGGGAUGGCACCAAACCAAUUCAAGAUUUGGAGUGGCUGCAGUGGCAGGAUGCAUCACAUGACCUCAUUGUGGCCCUGCACCCCCCAUACUCUGUGAUCUUGUGGAAUGCUGACACAGGAACCAAACUAUGGAAGAAAUCAUACACUGAGACGCUCACAUCUUUUGCGCUGGAUCCUUUCUGCUUUCGACACAUGGCAUUCCUGGGCCAGGAUUGUAUUGUGUUCAUAGAUGACUUCUCCAUAACAAAGACUCCAUCUAGCAAUGGGAAAAAGUUCUACAUCUCAAGUCCAACUGCAGGAAAUGCCAAGGGAGAUACACCAGUCGGGAGUCUGGAACGGAAGUCAACCUCAGCCUCACGAAAUCUCGCCAAGCGUAUGACCAAGAUUCUUGUCGGAGAGGGAACGCCCAGAGAGGUUGAGGGGUCCAAGACCCAGGAGCUGAUAGCGCUGAACGAGUGUAUACAGAUGACGUACCUGCGGUCCUGUCGCCAUCACCUUAUGCUCGUCUAUCCCAGGGAGAUUCUCAUUCUCGAUCUCGAGAUUAAUCAGACUGUCGGGAUUAUAGCUGCUGAAAGAACUGGCUCACCUUUUCUCGAGGUUCUUCCCAUGCUGCAGCGUGAUGUACUGUACUGUCUUCAUGAAAACGGGAGUAUCUCGUGCCGUGUAAGGCGGCGUACAAACAUGCAGACUAGUCUUUCACCAGAUGCAAAGGAGGCCUUCGAUGACAAUAACCCGGGAGCAUUGGAGGUUGCCUAUGACCUACGCUGCCAGUCUGACUCCAUCAGAAUGACACGCCAUUGUAAGGUCUCAGGCGUGGCCUUCUGUCCAGUCAAGGAGACCAGAUUGGCUCUCAUACUGUCCGACAGCAGGCUAGUCUUCUGGGAUCUGCAUACCGUGGACUUCAAUCCGGAUGCAAAGAAUUCCAAAUCCCCACUGUACACCCCUGGUGAUGACAAAAUUUUGACCAAUCAGGAGCUAUGUAACAAAGUUGUGCCAUACCCAAGGCUUGUUUUGAGUGAUAUGAUUGGACAGUCAUAUCAGUUGAGUUCCAAUCAUGAAUCUGCUAUUAAAGGUCAUGGUGUAAUGCUGAAGUUCCUGAUGACAGGAUUGCUAAAUGGACUCCACAGCCCAAUUACAGUGAUCCGCAUGUGUCCGCCAUUGACUACCAAGAACUGGAACAUAUAUGAACCACUGCUUGCCGUUGGUAGCCAGUAUGGCAGCAUACAGAUCAUGAACAUGAGCAGCGGACAGAUAGACAAGGAAUACAGUGUCCACACUUCCAUUGUUAGAGGUAUUGAGUGGGCAAGUUUGAAGAGUUUCAUGUCCUUCUCCUACCCCAAGCCCGGGGCAUCAGGGCUUGUCAAGAAUGAGAUUUUCCUGGUGGAUAUUAUCUCAGGCAAAGCGACAGCUCUACGAACACACAGGGACCAAGAGCCACCACUGGAAAUGCUGAGAAUCUCCUACCUGAAGCAGUACUUUAUCCUGGUGUUUAAAGAGAAGCCUUUGGAGUUAUGGGACAUGAAAACUCUCACAAUAUUGCGGGAAAUGACCAAAAAAAUAGCCAUACCGACUGCCCUGGAAUGGUCUCCUAGUCACAGCCUGAAGACCUUGAAGAAGAAAAUCCAGCAACAGCAGCAGCAGCAGCUUGAACACCUGGGCUCAGGGAGUGAAACAGGGGCAGAUAAUUCUGAUAAUGUGUCAGUGUCAUCUACAGAUAAUCCUGUCAGUGAUGCGAAGCUGUCUGGCAAGCUGAGUGUGAAGGAGCAUUUUGUGUACACAGAUGCUGAUGGGAUUCUGUAUCACUUUCUGGUAGAGGGAAACAGCUUUACUGAUGCCUCCAAAAUACCACCUGAGAGUGGAAUGAGCAGCAUAACAUGGCUGGCAUGGAAGGGAGAUUUCCUGUUAUUUGGUGACGCAGACGGACAGCUGUGUCUCUGGGAUCUUAAGGCUAAACAGGCCAGGACAAACUCCACCCAUCGAGGCUGGAUUAAGAAGGUGCGGUUCGCCCCAGGGAGGGGGAAUUUCAAGUUUCUCGUACUUUACAAUGAUGGUGUGGAUGUUUGGGAUAUUAAUGACGGCAAGCCAGAGCUACACAGCUCCCUCAAAAGCCCGAAGGACAUUCCAAAAGUACUUGAUGCCGAGUGGGUUGGGUCAGAUCGCCCAAUUUUGGCCACGGUCGACGGAACUCUGCAAAUGAUGGACCUAGCUCUGAAAAAGUCCUCUUGUGCUGUGGAAGAUAUGGAACUUCCUGAGGAUGUAUUUUCUCCUCAUCUGAUGUCGAGCAAGGGCAUGUUUCUCAUGAAAUAUCUCCUCCAACAUCAGAAGUGGGCGGAGACUUAUCAGCUGAAAUUGACAGGCUUGAGGGAAGAAGAUAAAUCAAUAGAAACGGGUGUCAACAAGAAUCUCAGUUUGAUUGACAGAGAUCUGCAAGAAUACCUUUGCAACCCCAGAUUUGGCACUGCAGAACGGUCCCUCAUUACUGCAAGACUGUAUGGGGAUGAGUCAGACGUGAAAUUUUGGACCAUAGCUCUCCACUACAUGAAGAAUGGAAGGACGGAAACAAUUAGCAAGAGCUCCAGCAGUGUGUUUGUGAAGCAAGACACGGGUGACCUUUACAUUCCAACCAAUCCUGUUCACCAGGAGUCACAUGACCUUGUUGACCUUAGUAACCUUGGAGAUGAAGGUCAAAGGUCAUCACUAUGCCAACAACACAGGGGCCAGUCGUUAGAGAGAUGUUUCGAUUUCUUGUGUGAUAAUGAGAGCUAUAAGGCGUACCAGUUGGAUCGUGUUUCCCUACACGACAGUAAGCGGGUGACAUACCAGCACACCAGAAAGGUUGCGGAGAGCUAUAUUAUGCUAGGCCAGACUGACAGGGCUGUACAAUUAUUACUGGAGACUGAACCUGAGUCGGACAGCUACUAUGUUGACUGUUUGAGGUCGUGUCUAGUUGCCAGCAUCAGAUCGUCAGGAGCUUCUCAGAGCACCAUAAAGCUAGUGGCCACCAAUCUUAUUGCCAGCGGAAAACUGCUAGAGGGUGUUCAGCUGCUGUGUCUGAUAGACAAAGGCCUGGAUGCUUGUCGCUAUCUGCAAACAUAUAGCGCCUGGGAACUCGCAGUCUGGUUAGCCAAGUCCACACUUGAGUACACAGAAUGCUGCGAGGUGAUGAAGAGAUGGGUGGAGCAUCUGAGUAGCACCCAUGUUAACCAGAAGAGCACAGCCGUGUUGGUGCUACUUUCCCUGGGCUAUUUCUACAAGGUUAUUGAGAUGCUGUAUGGAAUGAGGCAGUUUAACCGGGCUGCGUGUUUUAUUGAGUCGGCGAUGGAGUUUGGACUAUUAAAGAAAACUGAAGAAAACGGAAUGCUACUGGAGGCAGUAUUUCUGGAGUACGCACGACAGCUGUCAAGUCUCGGCCAUAGACAGUCUGCAAUCUACUACUGCAGCCUGGCAGGCGACAAAGGGGAGCAACUCUUGAAGGAAAUUGAAAUACUGUUUGCUUAAGUCAAGGAACAAUGGGCUGUCUGUCUACACAUGAUUGUAAAUGGCCAUUUGAAUUGGCCUGUUUCAGACUUUUUUCAUUGGUUCAGUGGGUCAGGACUUUAAGUUCCCCUGUUUUUCAAAAAAAGUUGAGCUAUUGGGAUGGUAUUGGCGUUGUUGUAAGUGUUGUUAGCUAUGGUGAAGUAACUUAAAUCUAACCUAAGCUAUGCCUCAAAAACCUGUUAAAGAUAUUCAGAUGAAACUUGGUACAUAUGUUGCCAGAGCCAUUUCACCCAUGUUAGCUAUACCCAUAAAUCAAGCUUAUAUUUGUUGAGUUAUGCCUCUUGUUUCGACUGAAAAAACAGCAACAGUCCAGCAUUUGCAAAAUGAAACAAGAGAUAAACAUGAUGAUGAAUUAAAAAAGCCCCCUCUCCAGGGAAAACCCCCCAACAACAUUAGAGUUGGAGCGUGUUCAGAGAGUGUGCCUGGUCAAUACAAACAAAUUUGUUUUUGAAGGAUGGUCUUUAAAUCUGCACUCUCACAGAUUGUAAAUUUUGACAUUUUAAAAAUGAAUGGUUUCAGAAUCAGCUUAUUCUGGCAUCAAUGUCUUCUAUUUAGUGAUGCAAAAUAACUCACAAUAGAUCAUAUCUGUUUGAAAGACUGCCCAAGAUUUCAUUUUUCCUAAAGCGUUAAUUAUGCUUUUAGUAAAACAUAAUUUUUUUCAAACUUAUUAAAAAAUAUUUUUUAUGACAAACUGCGAUAUCAUAUUUUGUCAGCAGUCUUAUAUCACUGGUUUCCACACGUUUACACAAAAAAUGACUCUUUCCAAGACAAAAUAUGAAAAGGCUGUCAACACGGUCAAUAUGUGAGAGUCCAGCUUUAACAAAUUGAGAAGUUUCACAUGACUUUAUAUGGAAUUAGAGUCAGUAGCUGUGCAUGUAUAUUUGUGCUAUUUAAUGGUUUUAGCAUUUUCUUGUGUUCUUCUGUUUAAACUUAAUUCCAUGAUGCCUCCUUUCUCCACAUAUACUUGCGGAAUAAAGUGACAGAUUCUAAAAUAAAUCCAGCAACCUUUAAAGCUGCACUCUCACAGAUUUACCGUUUUUACAACUUUUUUUAUUUUUUGUCUUCAAAGAGCAAAUUUUUGCAUUAAUAUCUGCAAACCAAUGAUAAAAGAUGACUAACGGUUUAAGAAAAAUGCAUAAAACAUUAAUUUUUGAACGGAAAUAUGCAAAUCUGCGAUCAAAUAUUUUGUCAGCAGUCUUAUAUCACUGGUUUCCAUGGAUUUUCGUAAAAAUUGGCUCGUUCCAAGACAAAAACAAAAAAAGUUGUCAAAACCGUAAAUCUGUGAGAGUGCAGCUUUAAGUAAGUAUUUCAAAGUUUAUCACUCAAAAAUUAUGUUUGUUAUACAUGUGAAUGUAUUGAUUUUGAAUAAGAGUGUCACUUUAAAAAUCAUAUAUGUAUUCAGGGCUUCCGUUAAAGGAAGUUUGGAAGUAUAUUACUCCCUAGAAAUGGGUUAAAACUUCCAAAGUUGAUUCCUUGGAAGUACAAAAACUUCCAUAAUUUGGAAGAAAACUUCCAACGUUGAAUGCUUGGAAGUUCAAAAUAUCAAAACCUGUGUUAAUAUUACUUUUAUGGUCACAAUUUCAAUCAGUGUUUCAGUAAAUUGAAGUAUUAUAAUAUAAGGCUGUGAAUUUGGCAGGUUAUAAUUGCAUAUUAUUUGAUUUUUAAGAUACUGGUUGAAGAAAAUGGAAAAAAAUACUGUUGUCCGGUGACUUAAACUUCCAACUUUCAGUGAAAAACUUCCAAAAUUGAUAGAAAGGAAGUUCAUGCUUCCAGUUUCAAAUUCUUAAUGGAAGCUCAUGCUUCCAGUUUCAAAUUCUUAAUGGAAGCUCAUGCUUCCAGUUUCAAAUUCUUAAUGGAAGCUCAUGCUUCCAGUUUCAAAUUCUUAAUGGAAGCCCUGUGUAUUUACACCUUUUAAAAGCGCAUUCACUCAUAGAAUAUGUUGAUUAAUGCCUUUGAUCAAGAUUCCAAGGGAAAUACAUUGUAUCCGGUACAUAUAGUGUUCUGCAAGAGUUUGUAUAUGAUGCCUUUCUCCCCCUAAAAUCUCAUCUCUUUAUAAUGUUAUAAAGUUUAUCAUUUGAUAAGUGGAACUUAAAGAUUUUAUACAAUUUAUGUAUUUACUAUUUUAACCACAGAUUGGCUUUAAAGGCAAAGACCCAGUUGUUGGUUAAAAGGAAUUUGGACAGUGUCUUAAAGAAGUUAUAAAGUUUAUCAUCUAUAUUAUUUCGAUAAGUGGAAUUUUAAGUUUUAAUACUUAUAUUAAAGCCAAAGAUCCCAGUUGGUUAAAGACAUUAUCUUGAAGAUCUUAUAAAGUUUAUCAUUCAAUAUGUGGUUAAACGGACAGUAUCUUUAAGAUCUUAUAUAAUUUAUCAUUCGAUAUGUCGUUGAAAGGACAGUGUCUUUAAGAUCUUAUAAAGUUUAUCAUUCGAUAUGUGGUUAAAAGGACAGUGUCUUUAAGAUCUUAUAAAGUUUAUCAUUUGAUAUGUGGUUAAAAGGACAGUUUCUUUAUGUGGAAUUUUAAGAUUUAAAACAUGUAUUGCCUUAACCACAGAGGGACUUUAAAGCCAAAGACCCAGUUGGUAAAAAGAAGUUGGACCGUCUCUUUAAGAUGUUAUAAAGUUUAUCAUUCAAUAUGCGACAUUUUAAGAUUUAAAACAUGUAUUUACUUAAUCACAGAGUGGCAUUCAAACAUGAUAAUCAUCAGGCCCAAAAUUCUCAAAAAAUCUUAAGGGUAACUCACAAGUAUCUUAUUUCUUUUAGCUAAAUUACUUACUUAAAUAUGAUUUUAUAAAACAAAAAAUAGAUUAUCUUAUCUCAUUUUUUGUUCCUUUAAAAGCCUCAACACUUUAAAAAAAAAUGAAAAUUACACAAUUAUUACCAUAUCAAAAAUAUAAUACUGAGCUGAAUCCUUUUAUAAGGGACUUUAGAUGUUUCGAGAAAUUUGGGCGGGGCCUCUGAGCUGUAUCCUGUAAUAAGGAACUUAAGAUGUUUCGAGAAAUUUGGGCGGGGCCUCUGAACUGUUUUCUGUUAUAAGGAACUUUAUAUGUUUCGAGAAAUUUGGGCGGGGCCUCUGAGCUGUAUCCUGUUAUAAGGAACUUAAGAUGUUUCCAGAAAUUUGGGCAGAGCGCCCCGGGGGCUCUGAGCUGUAUCCUGUUAUAAGGAACUUAAGAUGUUUCGAGAAAUUUGGGCGGGGCCCCUGAGCUGUAUCCUGUUAUAAGGGACUUAAGAAGUUUCGAGAAAUUUGGACCGAUGAAUUGGGACCGGGGGCCUCACCAAGUGUGCCCCAAAUAUGAUUAUUGAACUUGUGUAUGAAACAGUAAAAGCUACAUGUACGUAUAGCUAUAAAAGGAAUCCCAAUCACAGUGACCUUUGCCUUGAAAAGGGGGACCAAAUCACGAUUCUUGUUAUUAUUCCAUAAAUUGUGAUAUGUUUAAAUGUUUUAAAAUGGUUACUUUUUAUGUUUUUUUGCAUGUUUUUUUUCCAUUUCUUGAACACUUGGUGUUAAAUUGUUUGAUCUUUUUAAUUAUAUAAAGUUUUAGGUUUCUUUAGUUGGUUAUGCAACAGUUAAUUGUAACCACGGGCCCCCCAGGUCUUGGGGGUAUACCGGGGAUAGCCGGGGAAAUGGGCCGUGUUUUUACCUUUCCAGUGGCUCCGAAGUGCCUGGUGAAUGCGGUGGUUUUGUCUUUGCACUAAAUAUUGCGGGGAAUGAGCCUUACCUAGGGUCCCUGGGGUGCGGGGCCAUUUGGUGGGGAUUUUACUUCCAGUUCGUCUCCGCACGGCGGGAUAGUCCCCGCUAUUCCCCGGACGGGGGGGGGGGGCGUGGUUAUAAUUGACUGGUGCAUUAUUGUUAUAAUUAUGUUUGACCAAAAUUUUAAUGUAAGUCAAUUCGAUUGAGUUAUUUGUGCAAUAUCUAAAUUAUGUGUUUGUAGACUUAUUUUAGUUCAUACAAGUACUAGUAGCUAAUAAGAGAAAUUUAACCUACAAAUGAAAUGGAGUUGCUUUUUUUCCAAUAUGCCACAUUUAGUACAUGUGAGCGUGAACUCAACAGGCUAAUAACAUAGCAUUCUGGCAGCGUGAACUCAACAGCCUAAUAACAUAGCAUUCUGGCAGAGUGAAAUCAACAGCCCAAUAACAUAGCAUUCUGGCAGCGUAAACUCAGCAGCCAGAAUAUCAUAGACAUAGUAUUCUGGCAGUGUUAAAUAAACAGCCCAAUAACAUAGCAUUCUGGCAGCGUAAACUCAGCAGCCUUAUGACAUAGACAUAGUAUUCUGGCAGCGUGAACUCAACAGCCGAAUAACAUAGCAUUCUGGCAGCGUGAACUCAACAGCCUAAUAACAUAGCAUUCUGGCAGCGUGAACUCAACAGCCCAAUAACAUAGCAUUCUGGCAGCGUAAACUCAGCAGCCUUAUGACAUAGACAUAGUAUUCUGGCAGCGUGAACUCAACAGCCGAAUAACAUAGUAUUCUGGCAGCGUGAACUCAACAGCCUAAUAACAUAGUAUUCUGGCAGCGUGUACUCAACAGCCUAAUAACAUAGUAUUCUGGCAGCGUGAACUCAACAGCCUAAUAACAUAGUAUUCUGGCAACGUGAACUCAACAGCCUAAUAACAUAGCAUUCUUGCAGCGUGAACUCAGCAGCCUUAUAACAUAGACAUAGUAUUCUUGCAGCGUGUACUCAACAGCCCAAUAACAUAGCAUUCUGGCAGCGUGAACUAAACAGCCCAAUAACAUAGCAUUCUGGCAGCGUGAACUCAACAGCCCAAUAACAUAGCAUUCUGGCAGCGUGAACUCAACAGCCUAAUAACAUAGUAUUCUGGCAGCGUGAACUCAGCAGCCUUAUGACAUAGACAUAGUAUUCUGGCAGCGUAAACUCAGCAGCCUUAUGACAUAGACAUAGUAUUCUGGCAGCGUGAACUCAGCAGCCUAGGCCACUAGGCCGCCCGGCCGCUAACUUUACGCCGCUAAGCCGCUGACUGCUUAAUUGACUUAAAAAAAUAUAAUCGCUUCAGAGUGAUUAUUUGUGCAAACAAACAAUUAAUUUAUCAUUGUUUUAGAAGUAAAAACGUGUAUACAUGCUUUGAAAUAGGAAACCGUUUUAGGCCGCUAGGCAGCCAGGCCGCUAACUUCACGCCGCUAGGCCAUAAGGCCGCUGAGCUGCUUGAUAGACUUUUUAGAAAAAAUGUUGAUAAUCGCUUCAGAUUGAUAAUUUGUGUAUUAAAACAGUUAAUUUAUCAUUGUUUUAGAAGAAAACGCAUAUAAAAAUGCUCUGAAAUAGAAAACAGUAAAAGGCCGCUAUGUUAGUGUAUGAAUAAAAAAUAUGAUUUAUCAUUUUUUUCAAAGAAAACGCAUGAACAGUUGCUUUGAAAUAGAUUAAAAAAAAAUAAGGCCGCUAGGCCGCCAACUUCACGCCGAUAGGCCGCUAACAUCACGUCCAUCUAUCAAAUAUUUCAUUUUCAUAAAAGGAGAUUACAGUUUCUAUUAAGAAUUGUUUUACAUUUUGAAAAAGAAACCAAUUUAAGGCCGCCCGGCCGCUAACUUUACGCCGCUAGGCCGCUGACCGCUUAAUUGACUUAAAAAAUAUAUUCUCGCUUCAGAGUGAUUAUUUGUGCAAACAAACAAUUAAUUUAUCAUUGUUUUAGAAGUAAAAACGUGUAUACAUGCUUUGAAAUAGAAAACCAUUUUAGGCCGCUAGGCAGCCAGACCGCUAACUUCACGCCGCUAGGCCAUAAGGCCGCUGAGCUGCUUGAUAGACUUUUUAGAAAAAAUGUUGAUAAUCGCUUCAGAUUGAUAAUUUGUGCAUUAAAACAGUUAAUUUAUCAUUGUUUUAGAAGUAAAAACGUGUAUACAUGCUUUGAAAUAGGAAACCGUUUUAAACCGCUAGGCAGCCAGGCCGCUAACUUCACGCCGCUAGGCCGUUAGGCCGUUGAACUGCUUGAUAGACUUUUUAGAAAAAAUGUUGAUAAUCGCUUCAGAUUGAUAAUUUGUGCAUUAUAACAGUUAAUUUAUCAUUGUUUUAGAAGAAAACGCAUAUAAAAAUUCUCUGAAAUAGAAAACAGUUAAUGGUAGCUAUGUUAAUGUAUGAAUAAAAACAUUGAUUUAUCA
Mya arenaria is the source of this 10046-nucleotide messenger RNA. RefSeq names its product WD repeat-containing protein 11-like. The record is from RefSeq and is a predicted model, not a curated record. Gene Ontology annotation, molecular function: protein binding. Bases 106 to 3909 code for a protein of 1267 amino acids. The transcript has 31 exons. NCBI's taxonomy places the organism in Eukaryota, Metazoa, Mollusca, Bivalvia, Myida, Myidae. Gene Ontology annotation, cellular component: cytoplasm.